This is a messenger RNA of Echinostoma caproni, 393 nucleotides long. Lineage: Eukaryota; Metazoa; Platyhelminthes; Trematoda; Plagiorchiida; Echinostomatidae. The record is from the annotation of a GenBank genome assembly.
UCGUACGAGGUCAAACGUCCAAGGUGCCCAAUGCACUUGGAUGUCUCAUUGGGCCGGGACCCACUGUUACAACCACGAAGGUGUGUGCUUGGCUUUUUUCUAUCUAACAAGGCUAUAAAAUCUGUCAUUGACAAGACAGAAAACGUGCACACGACUGCACUGAAAUGUUCCAAAAACUUUUCUGUCUCCUUCUUGUUUUGCCUCCGUUCCUUACAGCAAGAACAGUCCGGUCUGCAUCUCAUGCUACUCGGUGGAAUCAUUUAUGUGGUAGGAAUAAUUUUCUUCAAACUGGACGGUCAUAUUCCCAUGGCACAUGCGAUUUGGCACUGUUUUGUCAUGGUCGGUGCAUUCCUUCACUAUUGCGCGGUCGAUUCGUUCCUGAUUGUCGGCUGA